GGGAGCUUGAAGAAGAGCAUUGUAUGCGCGAAGCGAGCGAGCGAUACCACGAGAAGAGGGAGGAAAUUUUUUCGAUCUGUGCGACGGAAAUCGCGUGGCCGUGAGGAAUUUCAAGCAGCGCCAUCGAAUUCCGAGGUAGGUUUUCUAGGGAUCGAGCGCUCCGGGGGAGUUCUUCGCUUCCUCCCUCCCGGGAAUGCGUGCGGCUAGAAAUGCCUGUGACGCGCUCACAGUCUGCACUGGGAAAGACGCCACUGGGAUGCAAGCUGAGCAAUGCCGCCGGAUUCGUGGAAGAGAAGCAGCGAAAUCUCGCUCCACAGUCGGUUCUCAAGGAGAACGCUGAGCCGCCGCAAGAAAAUUUCCAGAAUUCCUCGCAGCAGCAGCCACUCAAGACUAGCCAUGCCAGUGUGAGUCUCUUCACGCCCCGGGUCAUGACUCGAUCAUCGUCUAGGCAAGCUCAAGCACAGGUGGUCCCGAUGGAUAUAGAGGAUGAUAGCGACGAAAUCAGCAAGAUGCUACUGCGAUGCUCGUCCAAGGGAAGGAUCCAGCACGAAAGCUUUUUGGCUUGUCCACCACCAGUUUCCUCCACUGUGGUGUACAGCACUCCUCCUCCUUCGUGUGGAAACCGGAAUAUCAACGAUCGGCCCGUGCUAACAGGCAUCGAGUUUGGGUGUAAGAAGACGAGCUCGCCGCAGGGUCAAGGGGAGAGCACCACCCCCAGGUCGGGAUCCAGGCGCAGGGACUUGAGAUCACAUUUUCUUCGAGGGAAAUGCGAUGAUCCUGAAGAAGUUGGCAGGAUAAUGGUCUACGUUCGGCUCCGUCCACUGUCCAAGAAGGAAAAGGAUGCUGGUGCUCGAAGUUCUGUGCGUGUUGCUGACAAGAAGGAUAUCUUUCUCACCGAGAUGCAACUGGAAACGGAUUAUUUGCGGCUCAAGCGCGUCCGAGGCCGCCAUUUUGUGUUUGAUGCCGUGUUUCACGAGAACACUGGGCAGCAAGAGGUCUAUGAUACCAGUACUGCUGAUCUCGUAGAGGCAGUUCUUCAAGGCAAAAACGCGUCAGUCUUUUGCUACGGGGCAACAGGGGCCGGAAAGACGUACACCAUGCUGGGAACCGUAAGUCAGCCCGGCGUCAUGGUUUUGGCACUUAAGGACCUCUUUUCCAAGCUCAAGGACCGAAGUAAAGACGGUGAUUAUUUAGUUAGCUUAUCUUACUUGGAGGUCUACAACGAGACUGUCGUGGAUUUGCUAUCGCCUGGACGGCCGCUGAUUAUACGAGAGGACAACAAGGGAAUAACUACCGCGGGGCUCACUCACUAUCAAGCAUUUUCCGCGGAAGAGGUCAUGCUGUUGCUUCAAAGAGGAAACCAGCACAGAACAACGGAGCCGACUCGGAUCAAUGAAACAUCAUCUCGAUCGCACGCUAUCUUGCAGGUUACUGCAGAGUACAAAGUGAGAAUGGAGACCAGUACCAUUACACGGAUAGGAAAGCUUUCGCUUAUUGACCUUGCAGGAUCGGAAAGAGCACUGGCUACCGACCAGCGAAGUUUAAGGUCUAUAGAGGGGGCGAAUAUCAACAAAUCCUUGCUUGCACUAAGCAGAUGUAUCAAAGCUUUGGUCGAGGGUGACAAGCAUGUUCCUUUUAGAAACUCCAAGCUUACUCAGCUACUAAAGGACUCUCUGGGAGGAGCAUGCCAAACUGCCAUGAUAGCAAACAUCACGCCAAGCCAUGUCUCUUUUGGUGAGACUCAAAACACACUUCACUGGGCUGACAAAGCCAAAGAAAUUCGAACAAAGGUCACUGCCAAGGAAGAGCUGGAAAUUCCAGAGUCCCAGGAGGAACAGACAAAGUUACUUCUAGAAAUGCAAAAGCAAAACCAGCAGCUGAGACUCCAACUAGCAAGCCUGCAGCAAAAGUACAUAGCGCUUCAGUUCAGCUCGGUGACGAAGGAUCCGCUGCAGUCUCCAGUAAAGAAUCCCCUGGCAUCUCCAAACCGGUUCCCGGAGUACCAGGCUACUGCACUACUCUCCCCUCGUGUCAACCGUGACGCAGAGAAGACCGUAAGGGAGCUGAAAAAGGCGAUCGAGAUGAUGGAGAAGGAGGCACUACGCGUGCAAAGGCAGCACAGGAAAAAGGAAGGGGAGAUGAGCAACAGCAUCGCCGCGUUGACAAUGCAAGUGAAGCAAAAGGACGACAUGAUAAAGAAGCUAAGCCAGCAAAAGGACGGGAGGGUGGUGGCCACAACACCGAGAGGCAAAGCCAUGCAAAGCGAGACGCCGAGAGGCCUGGCUACCAAUCUUCCACCAUCUGGCCGGCCAGCUCCCCUCACUUCCGAGCAGAAGAUGAAGCCCGCGAGGAAAUCGAAGCUCUCGUUUGCAACUCCAGGGGUACCAGAGCCAGCUGCUGCUCCCGAGAGUCCAAGCGCGACCAAGUCUAGAUUCUUCUCGCCCGCCAAGGCCGAAGUCACGAGCAAGAAGCGGAGCUUUUGGGACCUUGGUGGAUCAAACAGUCCAUCCCUGGCGGACAGGAUUCGGUGCACGAGAAGCAACUCCACGACGCCGUCCCUCCUUUUGCAACCGGGAUUCACCCGACGUCGGAAGUCCGACGAGUGACACCAUUUUGACACUGUAACAAAACAACAGGACUCCUUUUUAUGAUUUGGGAUUGCGAUGCGAGCGUAGCAAACAUCAAACAGCUGUAAGUUUGAUUCGUAUCUCUUUAUGUUUCACUUUCUGCCGGACUCAUCCAUGGAGACGAUGCACAUGACUGACUCCCUAUUGUAUUACUCUUCUUUGUGUGCUUCGAGACACAACACCCAGUUAUGCAUAGCAUCGAGUUUUGAUCCGAUCUAAAGACGACUGCGGAUCCCAUCAACAGGAGGUAUCGACUCUGAGGGACCAGGCGAUCUGGUAUGGAAGCCAUACCAGUUCAAUGCCGUCGGCCGUCGCUACCUCGCCUACAGAGGGCCUCCUUAAGACGCCUGGCCAUUCCCCUCGUGCUGCUGGAUCCCUCCGAGGAGUUUUGGCGGGAUGCCACGGCCGAGAGCUGCAGCGGCUUCGACAACCAAGACAUCGAUCUCGCUCAGGCGCUGUGGGACUCCUUCACUACUGUAUUUGACGAUGAAGCGAAGGAUAUCACUUCGGGGAGUAUCUCGGCGUGAUACUGCUCGCGAACCCGUCAUUUGCUAAGGAUGGCCAAUGCUGUGCCUACUGGAAUGCCAGGCAAGAGCUUUCCGACACAUGAAGAAUCUUCCCUCUUGGCUGUCACAUGGCUUGGCGGUGCUGAGGAACUGUCCGAACAUCCAGUUCGUAGCCAUGAGCAUGGACUGGGACCAUUGAUCGGACGUGAAGAACACCAAGGGAAGAAUCAUGGUUAUUAAUUUGUGGAUUAUAACGAUAAGAAAAUUAUUUGCAUUAGAAUUAACGUUUUAAGACAAAA
Selaginella moellendorffii is the source of this 3432-nucleotide messenger RNA. RefSeq names its product kinesin-like protein KIN-8A. The coding region runs from base 210 to 2606 and encodes 798 amino acids. NCBI's taxonomy places the organism in Eukaryota, Viridiplantae, Streptophyta, Lycopodiopsida, Selaginellales, Selaginellaceae. Gene Ontology annotation, molecular function: microtubule motor activity; microtubule binding; ATP binding. Gene Ontology annotation, biological process: microtubule-based movement. The record is from RefSeq and is a predicted model, not a curated record. The transcript is spliced from 8 exons.